Messenger RNA from Setaria italica (foxtail millet), 1009 nucleotides. RefSeq names its product 1,2-dihydroxy-3-keto-5-methylthiopentene dioxygenase 1. Gene Ontology annotation, molecular function: acireductone dioxygenase [iron(II)-requiring] activity. The record is from RefSeq and is a predicted model, not a curated record. The transcript is spliced from 7 exons. Bases 156 to 755 code for a protein of 199 amino acids. NCBI's taxonomy places the organism in Eukaryota, Viridiplantae, Streptophyta, Magnoliopsida, Poales, Poaceae.
GUUCCACAGGGAUCUACAUACACAAAUCCAUCCCAAGCCCAUCGAUAAAAAAAUCUCGAUGCGCUUUCCUUGCAGGAAUAGAUUCGAGUACUCCGUAUCAAGGAACCGAAAACAAGAGCGCGCCCGCAUCAAGGAGGGAGUUCUAUCCGUCCAGCAUGGAGACCGAGUUCCAGGAUGGCAAGCAGGAGGUUAUUGAAGCAUGGUACAUGGAUGACAGUCAAGAGGACCAGAGGCUUCCUCAUCACCGUGAACCCAAAGAAUUCAUUCCUCUGGAGAAGCUUUCAGAACUAGGAAUCAUCAGCUGGCGCCUAAACCCUGAUAACUGGGAGAAAGAUGAGAACCUCAAGAAAAUCCGUGAAGCAAGAGGCUACUCUUACAUGGACAUUUGUGAUGUAUGCCCAGAGAAGCUGCCAAAUUAUGAGGCUAAGAUAAAGAAUUUCUUUGAAGAGCACCUGCAUACUGAUGAAGAGAUACGCUAUUGCCUUGAAGGGAGUGGAUACUUUGAUGUGAGGGAUGAAAAUGAUAAGUGGAUUCGCGUAGCAGUGAAGAAAGGAGGCAUGAUUGUUCUUCCUGCAGGGAUGUAUCACCGCUUCACAUUGGACACAGACAACUACAUCAAGGCAAUGCGGCUCUUUGUUGGUGAGCCUGUUUGGACACCGUACAACCGUCCCCAUGAUCAUCUGCCAGCGAGGCAGGAGUAUCUGGACAAGCUUGUCAAGGCAGAAGGUGUGAAUCAAGCUGUUGAAGCUCGCUGAGGCCAUUCUGAACCUACCUGUUAGGCUGUUCCAGUGUGUUCUAUGUACACCUUGAAUAAGAUGUUGUGUGUCCCUACUUAUGUAGUGCGUUCUGGUCAGUUUGAAGUGAACAUGUGAAACAUGAUUUCUCUCAACUGUGUGUAUCGGUUCAGCUGGCCUAUACCCCUACAUUAUAUUACUGUCCAUAUAUCUUGAAUAAAUAGAAACGGGUGCUUCAAUAGAUGAAGGUGCGCCAUGUUGAAAGAUGAUCAAAA